Messenger RNA from Boleophthalmus pectinirostris (great blue-spotted mudskipper), 922 nucleotides. RefSeq names its product lipid droplet assembly factor 1. The record is from RefSeq and is a predicted model, not a curated record. NCBI's taxonomy places the organism in Eukaryota, Metazoa, Chordata, Actinopteri, Gobiiformes, Gobiidae. The transcript is spliced from 5 exons. The coding region runs from base 130 to 567 and encodes 145 amino acids.
GGGAGUGGGAAGAACCAGAAGAGGUGUGUUGUGAUGUGUCUUUUUAGCUCUUGAGGAAGCAGGACACAAUUCAUUUCUUCAGAUCUUUGCUCCAACAUCCAGGUAAAAAAUUGUCUUAAAAGAGUGAAGAUGGAAGGCAGCAGCAAUUCACUUUGUCAGAGUUUGAGCCCACUUUUAAACCAGCUUUGUGAAGACCCCAGGGUGGCCUGGCUUCUGAACACCAGACUGGGGCAGUAUCUCCGUCAGCAUCCCGUCUUCGGCCUGAGCGUGCUCCUCUUCACGUCCAUGGCUGUUCUGCCUGUUGGGCUUUUUGUCGUUUUCGCCCUGGUGACUCUGGUGAUGUCAGCAGUGGGCUUCGUUUUCGUUGAGGUGUUCCUGUUGUUUGUAGCUGCACUGACGCUGCUGUUCACACUGUCAGGACUCGCCUUCUUCUCACUGGUGGCCUCUUUCAUCUUUGGCACUUUUUAUAUGAUGGUUCUGAACCUUUAUAGGGGCUACUACCAACAUGAGGCAACGCAAAGCAGGCCCACAGCUGCUGAAGAGGAGAGAGUCGACUCUCAAAACUGAUUUGAUUUUAGGAAACAAAGCUAUUAUUAUCUUUUAUAGGUUGUAAUAUAUGGUAUUUUAUGCAAUAUGAACAGUUACUUUAAAUGUAUUUUAAAAACACUCAUUUAUAGUGCAAUAUGUUUGUGAGAGAACUGGUGGGCAACGUACAUUGGCUGUAAAAUGAUGCAAGUGGAGUUACUCAGACCAAAGUGUUAAGAAUGUGAUGCCUGCAUAUGUCUAAUGAUGGACUAUUUUAUCUGUAAAAUGCACUAAUGUUUAAAUGAAUGUGACCCUUCUUUUAAGAUAUAAUUACAUGUUACUAUAUUAUUAAACAUAUAUUUAUUAUACAAAAUAAAAGCAACUAUUUGAUAAAUUA